Messenger RNA from Alnus glutinosa, 1777 nucleotides. RefSeq names its product heparanase-like protein 3. Gene Ontology annotation, molecular function: beta-glucuronidase activity. The record is from RefSeq and is a predicted model, not a curated record. NCBI's taxonomy places the organism in Eukaryota, Viridiplantae, Streptophyta, Magnoliopsida, Fagales, Betulaceae. The coding region runs from base 66 to 1754 and encodes 562 amino acids. Gene Ontology annotation, cellular component: plant-type cell wall; membrane. The transcript has 9 exons.
UCUCUCUCUCUCUCUCUCUCUCUCUCUCUCUGUUUCUAUAGAUAGAUAGAAAUAUAUUUAUAGCCAUGUUUGAGCUUGCACUAACCAGACUGCGCAUGCGGAAAGCAGUGUUUUAUGGGAUGGGUUCUCUGUUUUUCCUCUUUCUUGUGUCUUUCUGCCUUUACUGGGUCAUUCACAGCUGCUCACAGAAUACGACUACAGGUCCUGAAGAUAUCAUUGAAGGCAUCGUUUUUGUAAAUGGAACAACAGCAAUUGGAAGAAUAGAUGAUGACUUCGUUUGUGCCACUCUCGAUUGGUGGCCUCCUGACAAAUGUGACUAUGGAACAUGUAGCUGGGGCCAAGCUUCUAUCCUUAAUCUAGACCUUAACAACAAAGUACUAAUGAAUGCCAUCAAAGCAUUUUCUCCCCUGAAAAUAAGAGUUGGUGGCACCUUACAAGACAGAGUGAUAUACGAAAGAGAAGGCAAUCCACAACCAUGUACCCCAUUUGUCAAAAAUACUUCAGAGUUUUUAGGCUUCUCUCAAGCCUGCUUGCCUCUGUCUCGCUGGGACCAACUCAACAUUUUCUUCAACAAAACCGGGGCUGUUGUUGUUUUUGGUCUGAAUGAACUAAGCGGGAAGACCAGAGAUUCCCAAGGUGCUACUGUAGGAGCUUGGAAUUCCAGUGAUGCCGAGUCUCUUAUACGAUAUACUGUCAACAAGGGGUAUACCAUUCAUGGUUGGGAGCUUGGAAAUGAAGUGAGUGGACGUGGAAUUGGAACAAGUGUUUCAUCAGAUGAUUAUGCAGCAGACCUAAACUCUCUCCAAAAAAUAGUGCAAGAUAUUUAUGCUGGUUUUGAAGUAAAACCCCAAGUGAUAGCACCAGGAGGCUUCUUUGACGCAGACUGGUUCACUGCAUUCAUACAGAAAACACCUAAAUCUCUUCAAGUAGUUACCCACCACAUUUACAGCCUUGGUCCAGGCAGUAAUGAUCACCUUAUUGAGGAGAUCCUAGAUCCAUCUACACUGGACAGCAUAUGGCAGACUUUUGGAAGACUUCAAAGCAUUCUGAAGAAUACUGGGACUCCAGCAGUUGCAUGGGUUGGGGAAGCUGGGGGAGCUUAUAACAGCGGCCAUAAUCUCGUCACUAAUUCUUUUGUUUUUAGCUUCUGGUACUUAGACCAGCUUGGAAUGGCAUCAUCUUUUGAUACCAAAACAUAUUGCAGACAAACAUUGAUAGGUGGAAACUAUGGCCUCCUCGACACCUCCACCUCUGUUCCAAAUCCCGAUUACUACAGUGCCCUUCUUUUUCACCGAUUAAUGGGAAACAACGUUCUGUCCACAAGCUUCUCGGGAACAAGUAAAAUACGUGCUUAUGCUCACUGUUCAAAGAAAACGCAAGGAAUCACGUUGCUUCUGAUCAACCUAGACGGUAACACUACAUUUCACGUGCGUGUGUCGACUGAAAAUGGUACCAGUAACCUCAUGACUACAACUACACAAGAAAAUCAAAGUCCAAGAACAAAAUUGGCUACAGUGGCUGGAGGGCCUGUAAUUGGUAAGAGUACAAGGGAAGAAUAUCACUUGACAGCAAAAGAUGGGGAUUUACACAGCCAAACAAUGCUUCUAAAUGGGAAAAUACUUGCUGUAGAUUCAACUGGGGAUAUUCCACCAUUGGAACCAAUACAUGUAAAUGAAUCAGAUCCAAUAGCUGUUGCUUCUUUCUCCAUUGUAUUUGCUCAAAUACCUUAUAUUAACUUCCCUGCCUGUAAGUAAUUGAUCAAUCCCACUUUCAAGUA